AUGUCAACCGAAAGCGAAAUGCUACAAAAUCUUCCUUACUAUUAUUUGUUGAAAAUUGGUAUUGUUUUCGGAUAUUCUAAAAUAGUCAAACUUGUCAAUAUUCUUGGCAUAAUAAUUAAUUCAUCCACUAUAUUAUUACAAGUAUAUUACAUAAAACAGAAUUUUAGUAAAGAGCUAAUUUUAAAAUACGGAUGUGGAAUAUUAUUGACAAUUUAUACAAUAGCAUCACUGUUGAUUGAAUUUCUGAUUGAAAAAGACGUAAAAAAAUUGCUUAAUGAAGCAACUCGUUUAAUGUGGGCAAUAGAUUUUUGUGGUUCAAAAGUCGAAAAAUUAAUCCUCAAACGUGUUACAGUUAUAAAUAAUAUUAUUUAUUUUAUGUCUGCAUGGUUUGUCGUCAUGGGUAUUAUCAUGCUUCCGAUMUGGGGAGAUCACAGUGAAUGGUUUUUAUGUGAUGUGAUUUUUAACGAAAAUUUCGAGACUAAGGGGAAAAUUCUUUAUUACCUCUCCAGCUGCAUCAGCUUUCCAUUAGUUGCAUUCUCAAGUAUGCGAUUACCGGGGAUUUUAUUAUGCACAAUUUUACAAACACAUAUGCAAAUCAUUUUAAUUAAUCAAAAACUUGUUCAAAUUUCUGAAGACGUAGGCAGUUUAGACAACAUAAGGAUAGUGGAAGAUAAAUCUUAUCAGAAAAAAAUUUAUAAAGACUUGCGUUUGUGUAUUUCACACCAUGUCGAGAUAAAGAGAUGGCUUAAAAAAAUUCUUAAACUAGUACAACCAAUAUUUCCGGUGUAUGUUAUCUUGGGAUCUUUAAAUUUUAUAUCACUCUUGUUUUUCGCAGUCUAUGGUUUGCAUAAUACUAGUUAUCUCCUCAAAGCUCGUGGGUGUGUCGUUUUAAUUAUUUGUUGCUUUGUUUUAUGCAUGUAUGCUAAAGCUGGCCAAGCACUGAGUGAUGAAACAAGUCGUGUUUUUGAUACGUUGAUGACUUGUCCCUGGUAUCUGUGGGAUCAAAAAAAUAAAAAAGCUUUAACAAUUUUUCUUUCCAACUCUUUUCAACCUGCUACUAUAACAAUAGCUGGCAUGACCUUAAAUUACGAUUUUGCUGUUGAUUUGCUGAAAACUAGUACUUCGUAUGCUCUUGUGCUUUACAACAUGAAAAAUUAA
Messenger RNA from Tribolium madens (black flour beetle), 1158 nucleotides. RefSeq lists its product as uncharacterized. Bases 1 to 1158 code for a protein of 385 amino acids. Gene Ontology annotation, molecular function: odorant binding; olfactory receptor activity. Lineage: Eukaryota; Metazoa; Arthropoda; Insecta; Coleoptera; Tenebrionidae. The record is from RefSeq and is a predicted model, not a curated record. The transcript is spliced from 6 exons. Gene Ontology annotation, biological process: detection of chemical stimulus involved in sensory perception of smell; sensory perception of smell. Gene Ontology annotation, cellular component: plasma membrane.